AUGAAACCUCCCUCCGGACCUGAGGAGGCCCAGCGGCGACAGGCCUCAGACAUCCGGGUGUUCGCCAGCAGCUGCACGAUGCACGGUCUGGGCCACAUCUUUGGCCCUGGAGGUCUGACCCUGCGCCGUGGGCUGUGGGCCACAGCUGUGCUCCUGUCGCUGGGGGCCUUCCUCUACCAGGUGGCUGAGCGGGUUCGCUACUAUGGAGAGUUCCACCAUAAGACCACCCUGGACGAGCGCGAGAGCCACCAGCUUACCUUUCCUGCUGUUACACUGUGUAAUAUCAACCCACUGCGCCGCUCGCGCCUCACACCCAAUGACUUGCACUGGGCCGGGACGGCGCUGCUGGGCCUGGAUCCUGCUGAACAUGCAGCCUACCUUCGUGCCCUGGGCCAGCCCCCUGCACCACCCGGCUUCAUGCCCAGUCCAACUUUUGACAUGGCACAACUCUACGCCAGAGCCGGCCACUCCCUUGAGGACAUGUUACUGGAUUGCCGAUACCGUGGCCAGCCCUGUGGGCCUGAGAACUUCACAGUGAUCUUCACUCGAAUGGGCCAAUGCUACACCUUCAACUCUGGUGCCCAUGGGGCAGAACUGCUCACCACCCCUAAGGGUGGUGCUGGCAACGGAUUGGAGGUCAUGCUGGACGUACAACAAGAGGAGUAUCUGCCUAUCUGGAAGGACAUGGAGGAGACCCCGUUUGAGGUGGGGAUCAGAGUGCAGAUCCACAACCAGGAGGAGCCCCCGGCCAUUGACCAGCUGGGCUUCGGGGCGGCCCCAGGCCACCAGACUUUUGUGUCCUGCCAGCAGCAGCAACUGAGUUUCCUGCCACCUCCCUGGGGUGACUGCAAUACCGCGUCUGUGGAUCCUGACUUUGAUCCAGAGCCCUCUGAUACCCUGAGCUCCCCUAGCCCCAGCCCUCCUUAUAGUUUAAUCGGGUGUCGCCUGGCUUGUGAGUCCCGCUAUGUGGCUCGGAAGUGCGGAUGUCGAAUGAUGCAUAUGCCUGGAAACUCCCCAGUGUGCAGCCCCCAGCAGUACAAGGACUGCGCCAACCCAGCUCUGGACGCUAUGCUGCGAAAAGACACGUGUGUCUGCCCCAACCCGUGCGCCACUACGCGCUAUGCCAAGGAGCUCUCCAUGGUGCGGAUUCCCAGCCGCGCUUCGGCUCGCUACCUGGCCCGGAAAUACAACCGCAGCGAGACCUACAUCACGGAGAAUGUCCUGGUUCUGGAUAUCUUCUUUGAGGCCCUCAACUAUGAGGCAGUGGAACAAAAGGCAGCUUAUGGAGUGUCAGAGCUGCUGGGAGACAUUGGCGGACAGAUGGGACUGUUUAUUGGAGCCAGCCUGCUUACCAUCCUCGAGAUCCUUGACUACCUCUGUGAGGUUUUUCAAGACAGAGUCCUGGGGUACUUCUGGAACAGAAGGAGCUCUCAAAGGCGCUCUGGCAACACUCUGCUCCAAGAAGAGCUGAACGGCCAUCGAACACACGCUCCCCAUCUCAGCCUGGGCCCCAGGCCGCCUACCACUCCCUGUGCUGUCACCAAGACACUCUCUGCCUCCCACCGCACCUGUUACCUUGUCACAAGGCUCUAG
Apodemus sylvaticus (European woodmouse) is the source of this 1593-nucleotide messenger RNA. It is a transcript of the gene Asic3, whose product is annotated as acid sensing ion channel subunit 3. Bases 1 to 1593 code for a protein of 530 amino acids. Gene Ontology annotation, biological process: sodium ion transmembrane transport. The record is from RefSeq and is a predicted model, not a curated record. Gene Ontology annotation, cellular component: membrane. The transcript has 11 exons. NCBI's taxonomy places the organism in Eukaryota, Metazoa, Chordata, Mammalia, Rodentia, Muridae.